GCUUUUGCCCUGACACAGAUUCGGUUCGCGCGCCGAGUUCGGCUGACGCAUUAGUGACCUGUGGCAGACAGAGACUCUCGAUAGUGGGCUCAGAUUCGCAGGGGGCUCGCUUGCUUCAGGCACAUCCGUUACCUCACGGAAUAGUUCACGAUGCCAGCCUUAGAUUAGUCGUCAGUGGCUUCUCGUGAUACGCGCUAGUGUCUCGCUUCUCCGUAGCUUGUGAUUAUGGAUUCAUGCUUUCUAGCCUAACGUCGUGCCGUAAACGUUAGGUCGUGCAAGUAGCCGCCGGUUAGCUAGUUAUUCUCUGGCUUCUCUUAACGUCGGUGCUCGUUUUAGCUGCGGUGUGAGCAGCGACCAAGGCUUCGUAGGUAGCUAACUAUUAGGGUUUCGUAGUUAUGGACUUCUUCAAAGCUGUGUUGUUCCAGGACGACGAGGAGGAGGAGGAGUCUCCUGAGACAGAAGGGGUUGACAACAAAGGAGGCGAAGGAGACAAACCCUCAGAGGAAACCGCGGGAGAUGGUGAGAUUGAAGAGGAGGAGGAGGCGGAGGAAGAGCAGCCUUCAGCCUUCAGCGGUGCCUGGAAUCUCGGCAGUCUGCUGCAGACCAUCGCCACCAAAUCAGAGGAGGUGCUGCGCGAGUACCAGGCGGAGCUGCAGGAGUUCGGCGAGGGGCUCAAGAAGGAGACGGAGGAGCUGGUGGAAACCACCGCCACCACCGUGCACGACCUGCCCUCCUCGCUCGAGUCCGGCGCUCAAGUGGCUCAGAGUUCACUGGAGGGCGUGGGCCACACAAUCGAGGAGUUUGGCUCGUCUCUAUGGAAGGGCACGACUGAGAUCCUGGCGUCGGUAAAAGAGGCGGUGGCCAUGGUGGAGGAGGAGGUGGCGGCCAACGCCGCUGGCGGCAGACCCAGAGCGCCCUCCGCUGCUGCUGGGCUCACCUCAGCCAUUCCCAGGGGCAAGUACAGCCGCUAUGAAGCGCUGGUGAGCGCCAUGCAGAGGGACAGCAGCACGUACUGCGACGAGCCGGAGGACACGGAGGACUUUGCCAAGUGGAUCGAGUCGUUUGACCUCAAGAACAGGGAGGCUGACGUGGAGGCAGUGCUGAAGGACAAUGCAUUCAUGCAGGAGCUGCAAUCACGCAUAGUGCCACUGAUUGUGGAGCGCGAGACCUUCUGGACGCGCUACUUCUACCGCCUCUACCGCCUGCAGCAGGCAGAGGACGCCCGUGCCGACCUCGUUAAGAGGGCAACGACAUCGGAGGAGGAGGACCUGAGCUGGGAUGUGGAUGACGAUGCAGACGACGCCCACAGCAGCCCUGCUGCCACCCAUGCUGCCACGGGUAAAAGGGAUGCUGCUGCUGAUGCUGCUGGUGCUUCUGCUGCUGCUGGUGCUGUCGCUGCUGCUGGCGGCAGUGACCCUGCUGCCGCGUCCCCUUCGAAGGAGCCUGAGGAGGGAGCAGCCUUUGUGGCAGGGGAAGCAUAUGCAGCAGCUGCUGGUGCUGGUGCUGAAAGGGAAUCAGCUGCUAACGAGGAUGGCUCAGCAGGUGCACCGAAUGACGGGAAGAGGAAGGGAGAAGCACAAGACGGAGAAGGAGAGGAAGGGGAGAAAGAGAGAGGGCCAACAGCGACAUCACAGCAACCAGCAGAGCCCAGUAACCGCAGCAGCAGCAGUGACAGCUCAGCAGGCAGCGAGUGGCAAGUGGUCUCUAAAGAUGAUGCUUCUAAGGAAGACGGACUGAAGGCACCACAACCCCCUGCUCUUCCUACUGCUGCUGCUGCUACCGCUGAUCCGGCUGCUGCUGCUGCCACUGCUGCUGCUGCAGUGAGCUCAGAUGCAGCAGAGGAACCGCCUCGUACAGACACUCCUGCUUCGGAUGUUGCAGAUCCGGCAGCUUUGAGCGCCGAGCCUACAGCUGAGGCCAUAGGUGCUGCCAGCACUUCGGUUGCAACAAUGGAAGACGGCAGAGGAGGGGAGAAGAGAGAAGGAAAGGCGGGAGAGGAGAAGGGAGCAAGGGGCAAGAAGGAAGGUGGAGAUGGAGAGGAGGAUGAGGAUUGGGGGGAGUGGGAAUGAGAAGCGCAAGCCACCGAGAAUUUGUUGUGUCCCGUAUGAAACAAUAAGUGUGUUCACGAGUUUAAUGCAACUGAUUGCGUAUCUUGCUUGCCAGUGUUCAAAUUAUAUAUAUUGUUAUAUAAUUGGUAGGCUUGGUAGGUUAUCGAACUCUACAGUAGAAGGUACAAUCCCCUCCUUGUAUGCCUCUCUCUCUUCUAGUUCUCCCACUUUUUCUCUCGUCAU
Molecule: messenger RNA, 2291 nt
Organism: Closterium sp. NIES-67
Lineage: Eukaryota; Viridiplantae; Streptophyta; Zygnematophyceae; Desmidiales; Closteriaceae
Source: the annotation of a GenBank genome assembly